Sporothrix brasiliensis 5110 is the source of this 1077-nucleotide messenger RNA. Its product is annotated as chitinase. Bases 1 to 1077 code for a protein of 358 amino acids. The transcript is spliced from 2 exons. The record is from RefSeq and is a predicted model, not a curated record. Gene Ontology annotation, molecular function: chitinase activity; chitin binding. NCBI's taxonomy places the organism in Eukaryota, Fungi, Ascomycota, Sordariomycetes, Ophiostomatales, Ophiostomataceae. Gene Ontology annotation, biological process: chitin catabolic process; carbohydrate metabolic process. Gene Ontology annotation, cellular component: extracellular region.
AUGUCCUCGUCUCGCAGACAUCGGCCGAGCCGGUCGAACAUUAUGUUCACCAACGCCGUCUACUUUCCCAACUACGCGAUCUAUAACGGCGACACGCCCGCCCAGCUCAACUACAGCUGCAUCAGCCUGGUCUACUACGCCUUUGCCAAAGUCAACGAGGCCGGGCAUAUCAUGCUGGGUGAUGAAUGGGCCGAUGCCACGGUCGCUUGUGACGGCGCACACGGCGCUGUCGGCUCGUUGCUGCACCUCAAACAGCAACACCCUCACCUUCAGGUCGUUCUCUCCGUCGGCGGCAACGCCUCCACGCCCUUUUACCCGUCCGUCGCCGCCAGCCCCGUGUUACGAGACAACUUUGCCCGCUCUGCCCUCGGCCUGAUCGAAGCCUCGGGCCUCGACGGCAUCGACAUCAGCUGGACCUUUCCGUCGGAUCCCCAGCAGGCCGCCGACUUUGUGUCGCUGCUCGCCCAGAUCCGCAUGCACUUUGGCGAAGACCGCUACUACCUGACGGCCACGCUGCCCGCCAGCACCAACGACCUGGCCGCCUACGACCUCGUCCAGAUCGCCAACUGCGUCGACCUCGUCAACCUCGCCGCCUACGACCUCUACGGCAGCUGGUCCCCCCGCGCCGGCCACCAUGCGCAGCUGUAUGCGGUCGGCAAGGACGAGCCCUCGGGCGCCUCGUCGGUGCAGUUCCUCAUGGCCAACGGCAUGCCCGCCAAGAAAAUCCUCGUGGGUGUGCCCAUGUACGGCCGCUCCUUUGUCGGGCCCAACACCACGGGUCCCGGCCACAAGUUUGUCAGCGUCGCCCCGGAGGGCAGCGACGGCACGUUUGAGUAUCGCGACCUCCCGCGCCCGCAAACGCGCGAACACGUCGACAAACGCGUUGUGGCCGCCCAGUGCGUGGGCGGCGACGGCGGCUUUGUCAGCUACGACAACCCGGACACGGUGCGCAUCAAGGCCGCCUUUUGCAAGCAAAAGUCGCUCGGCGGCAUGUUUUACUGGGGCGCCCCGUUUGACAGCAAGGACAGCAAACGGAGUCUCAUUGCGACGGGUUUCCGAACGCUUCAUGGGUCGUGA